Messenger RNA from Volvox carteri f. nagariensis, 252 nucleotides. RefSeq lists its product as uncharacterized. The record is from RefSeq and is a predicted model, not a curated record. Gene Ontology annotation, molecular function: DNA binding. NCBI's taxonomy places the organism in Eukaryota, Viridiplantae, Chlorophyta, Chlorophyceae, Chlamydomonadales, Volvocaceae. The annotation marks the transcript as partial. The transcript has 2 exons. Gene Ontology annotation, cellular component: nucleus.
CAGGUUCAGGGCUGUAACCGCAGCUUGCAGAACAGCAAACUAUACUAUCAGCGCUUUAAACUAUGCGAGGAUCACCUCAAAGCACCCGCCAUUUCCAUCGACGGUGUGCUCUCCCGCCUGUGUCAGCAAUGCGGCCGCUUCCACGAGCUUUCCGCCUUCGAGGGCAAAAAGCGAACCUGCAGGGCCCAGCUGGACAGAAUCAGAAAGGCAAAGGAGCUUCGAAGGCGCAAGGCCGGCGGCAGCGGCGGCUCC